UUUUUUUACAAUUGGAUUUUCUAAUGUUGGUUUUUCUUUUUAUUAGAAAUGGAAAUCUCAGGAAAUAGCAAACAGAGAGCCAUGGAAGAUGUAAUUAGUAACUUGCCAACGGAUGUUUUAAACUGCAUCCUAGAUUGCUUGCCUGCUCGAGAUGCAGCAAGAACAAGUAUUUUGUGUAGAAAAUGGAGAUACAUAUGGGCUGGUCAUCCAAAUCUUGUACUUGAUCCCAAGAAUAUAGUCACUGUCACCAAAAAUGAUUUUGUUGGAAUAGGAAAUCGAAUUCUCUUACAGCAUAUUGGGCCCAUUCUAAGUUUUGAUGUCAACCUUUCAGAUGUGCACAUGUCACAGUACCCAAACAUUGAUCCAUGGAUACUAUACUUGUCAAGAAAUGGAUUAAGGGCACUCACAGUGGAGAAUUCCAGUUAUGAUCUCUAUGCACUUCCCUCUUAUGUAUUCUUGUGUCAAGAACUUACGUAUCUGGAUCUGACUAACUGUAUCUUCAAACAACCAUGUGGUACUAUAAGAAGCUUUCAAAAUCUUAAGGAGCUUUUUAUGUAUCAAGUUGCUUUCAAGCCAGAGGUUUCUGCUUCUAUCUUUGCUGCAUCAAAGCUUGAACAUUUGAGGCUUGUAAACUGCAGUGGUAUGGAUCACUUGAACUUUGAUGGCUGUUCACCAUCACUUUUGCGCUUGGAACUUAUCAUGAAUCAUAGGUCUUAG
Molecule: messenger RNA, 717 nt
Organism: Ipomoea nil (Japanese morning glory)
Lineage: Eukaryota; Viridiplantae; Streptophyta; Magnoliopsida; Solanales; Convolvulaceae
Product: F-box/FBD/LRR-repeat protein At1g13570-like
Exons: 2
Coding region: 49-717 (222 amino acids)
Molecular function (GO): protein binding
Source: RefSeq, a predicted model, not a curated record